AUGCCUCGAGCUGCUGAUCGCAAGCUCGCCAACCUCGCUGUCAAGCGGCUGGUGUCCGACUUCCUCGACGCGCCCUGCUGCGACACUGAUGACUACGUCUCGUACCUCGGCCACCUAUCCACCAGCCAGUCCGCGCCACCUGCCAGCAGCCGAAAGCGCAAGACAACUGUAGACUCCCACGGACUCUCUCCUGCUCGAGGCACAGAGCACAGCAUGGACGGUCUCCUGCAUCAGGUGCAGAAGCUCAAGAUGACCGAACAGGCGCAGGCCCAGGCAUCUCCAGCAUCCCCGCUACUGAGUGCUUCAUUACAGGCAUCUCCGUUAGGCUCUGGCCUUGCUGAUCAGGGCAGAGCAACGCACGAUCGAGAAGGGGCUGCCACACGGUUCGAUCCUGCAUCAUCCCCCGCCGUCUCACACACUCAAGAAGCUUCCACGGCAGUGGGUGUAGCGUCGAACGAGGGAGCACCUGUAACAUCUAACAUAGGAGCAACUGUAGCAUCAAAUGUAAGCUCAGCUCUAGCACCAGCUGUAGCAUCAUCUGUAGCAGCAACCAGACGCCUCUCACUCUCCUCCUCCCCAGCGCCCUCCUCAGCCUCCUCCACUGUCCGUAGAUCCCUAGAUUUGAGUGGUAUGAGCCUCAACCCCCACGCUGCAGAGUUCGUUCCGGUCUUUGGCCCUCCUUCCCACGCCAGCAAUCUCACCACUGCAUCACAGUCAGAACCAGCGGCAACAGCAGGAGGAGGUGGAGGAGGAGGAGGAGGAGCAGGGGGAGCAGCGGGUGGUGUAGCCGGGUCUGCUGGUGCAGCAGCAGAGGGAUACGCUUCCUUCCUGCAGGGCAGUAAUUCAGGAGGGUAUGCUUCCUCACUGCAAACCGGGUACGGCACAGGCAGCGGUUUAGCAGGGUACAACGGAGGGGCAGCAGCAGAGGAGGCGUUUGAGGAGUGCGAGGAGGAGCUGUUGAGCCGAUCCCAGUCGCACAACAGCAAUGCCUCUGACGAUGAGUACCGCCGCUUCUGGCGCGAUCGCCUGCCUGAUGAACUGCUGAGCUUUGACGAGUCGCCCAAGGGGAGAGGGGGUGGGCGGGACGGGAGGGGCGGGGGCGACGGGAGGGAUGGGUUUUUGCAGAGAGGGAUGGGAAUGGAGAUGGAUAUUGGUGGGACAGGAAACAGCAUGCAUCGCCAUGCAGCCAGCAUGCCUUCUCUAGAUAGCGGUCACGUGUCCACUUCGGCUGCUGCUGCCGGUGGUGCUGCUCCCUCUGGUGGCCCAGACAGUUUUGACAGGCAGGGGUAUGGAUACUCGUUUCGGCAGGGUGUAGGCCCUCCUGCAGCCCAAUCCAUGGGGAAUAUCCUGGAGGAGGUCAAGUCAGACUCGGCUCUAGACCACAUGGGACCGCAUCGCACCGCUCUCAAUCUCUCUGGACCUGGCCAGCACCACCACCACAUGCCGCAUCGCUCGCCUUCUGGCCCUCUCAUGGGCUCCCCAGCUCAGGGACCUUCCUACGAAGCUUCCCUUGACAGAUCUUAUGAUCCGUCCUAUGAUCCUUCCGCUCCCUAUCACGGCCCUCCUCCCUCACACCUGCUCUCUCGAAACGCCCCCAGUCCUGCCUGGAGACCUGCCCCAGGCCCACCUGGGUUUUCACCUGGGCCCCCACCUGGCGCACCACCUGGCUCUGUUGGUCCCGUCCCUUCCAGCCCUGUGAUUGGCCGCGGAGGAGUACCCCAUUCUCCCAUGGGCACACCCAACAGAUACCCCCCAUACGGCGGGGUUAACCCUAACUCUAACCACGUGAGCCCGCAGCAGAGCCCUGCCAGGGGUCCUCCCCCCUAUGCCUCCCCCGGAGGCCCUCUCUCCCGAUUCGGUGGUAACCCUGUAACAUCCAUGUCUAUGCCAUUGCCUGGCGCUGCCUCUCCCCCUCCCCCAAUGCAUCACCCCUUCAACAGCCCUGCCAGGGGCUAUCCCCCUCCCCCAAAUGCAGACCCGAGGGCCAUGCAUCCCCCACCGUUUGAACUCCCUGGUCCGGCAGGGGGAGGGGACAUGGGCGGAGGUAUGGGGGGAGGGAUGGGGGGAGGGAUGGGGGGAGGAAUGGGGGGAGGCGGGGGAAUGGGGGGACCAGGGGGAGGGGAUGGUAUGUGGGGGGGUAAAGGCGGGGGAGUGAGAGAAAGAGCAAUGUCGAUGCCAGUUGGGUGGGGGGGACCGGAGGAAAGGGUGGGCGGCGACGAUCGGCACGAUCCUGUGCGCAUACUCGCUACAGAGUUCCCCAUGUUCAGUAUAAGCACUCUGGCUGAGAUUUUCUUCUCUAACGGCGCUGACCUCCCUCGGACCAUGGAGAUCCUGACCCAGCUGCAGGUGUGCCGUGCGCUUCAGGACGAAAUGACUCUCCCAUCACCAACGCACCGCCGCCCCCCACCCCCGUCCGCGCACCCUCCUUCCCUCGACUCUCUCGACUUCCCCUCUCUCUCCCCCCUAGACCCCCUCCCCGCCUCCUCCUCCCCCAUGCUCCGCCCCCGCCCCUCCUCUCAAGCCCCUGACACUCGCCCCAUGCAAGGCUCUGUUCCUGAUUUCGCCGGGGUGCUGCGAAAGCCGUUACCCCCGGGGGCAGCGACUCAGAACGCGUGGGGGGCCAACCUUUACGGAGACAUGAGGGAGGAGGCUCGGGACCAUGCGAGAAUACGAAAUGCGUGCUUCGAGCAGGCCACGCAAGCUUACUUGGCGGGCAACAAGGCAGCAGCCAAGGAGCUGAGUGCGCGGGGGCAGUGGCACAACGAGCAGAUGAAGGCAGCACAUGCCAAGGCCAGCGAUUCCAUUUUCCGCACCCGCAACGCCGCGUCAGGCUACCUGGGUGGAGGGGCAGGAGAAGGAGGAGAGGCGCGGGUGUUGGAUCUGCACGGGCUGCAUGUGGGGGAGGCGAUACCCAUGCUGAAGCGGGAGAUUGCCGCCAUGCGCAGCGCUGCUCGCUCCACCCAGCAGAGACAGCAGGUGUACGUGUGUGUGGGCACGGGCCACCACACCAAGGGCCGAGCACCCCCGCGUUUGCCUCUGGCAGUGGCACCUUAUCGUGCUGCCACCACACCAAGGGCCGAGCGCCCCCGCGUUUGCCUCUGGCAGUGGCACCUUAUCGUGCUGUAUCUCUCAAUCUUCUCCACUAACUGCCCUCUGCAGGUGUACGUGUGUGUGGGCACAGGCCACCACACCAAGGGCCGAGCGCCCCCGCGUUUGCCUCUGGCAGUGGCACCUUAUCGUGCUGCCACCACACCAGGGGCCGAGCGCCCCCGCGUUUGCCUCUGGCAGUGGCACCUUAUCGCCACCACACCAAGGGCCGAGCGCCCCCGCGUUUGCCUCUGGCAGUGGCACCUUAUCGUGCUGUAUCUCUCAAUCUUCUCCACUAACUGCCCUCUGCAGGUGUACGUGUGUGUGGGCACAGGCCACCACACCAAGGGCCGAGCGCCCCCGCGCCUGCCACUGGCAGUGGAGCGGUAUUUGGUGGAGGAGGAGCGGGUUCAGUUCAUGGAGACCCAGCCCGGCAUGCUGAGAGUGGUGGUGUAA
Closterium sp. Naga37s-1 is the source of this 3543-nucleotide messenger RNA. The record is from the annotation of a GenBank genome assembly. NCBI's taxonomy places the organism in Eukaryota, Viridiplantae, Streptophyta, Zygnematophyceae, Desmidiales, Closteriaceae.